UUACAUUUCUCAAGCAUGUAUUCGAUAUCAGACUGCAGAAAUAUUUUAUAAGAGAAGGGUGAUACCUCUAUGUGACUUCGAGGUGACUUCAUCACUGCUACGUCUUUUCUAAGACCCCUCAAAGGAUAAGAAAGAAAGAAAGAAAAAAUAUUCGAACCCCACAGUUGGAAUUGAUCCCAGGGGCAAUUCAAGAACCUUCAAUUUGUAAUACUGAUCAGUUUGGGAUCCCAUCAAAGAUAUCCAACCUUUAUACCCACGGAACGCUCGAACUCUCCCGUGUCACAUGACGCAAUAAUAUCGGAGAAGCCGAAGUCGAAGAAUCCUCGGAGACCCAGGGGCAGGUAGUCGGGCAGCUUUUCGGGCGAAAGUUUACAUCAAGAGCGGGAGAGCCUGAAGUGGUUCGGUAAGCGGAGUAAUUGCCCAGGGGCUCUCCUGCUCUUGAUGCAAACUUUCACCCGAAAAUAUCACGUUCGUUGCGUUCCUUUGAAGCAACAGUCACGUACUGAGCUUAGCCAGUUGCGGGAUCAUGCGGGAUAACGAGCGCAAUGACACGGGAUUUACAAUUACCCAGAAUGCUUUAACAACAAAGCACUUGGUAACCGAGCCAUUAGGGAAAAUCUCUGAGGUUGUGUAUGUUUUGGGAAUUUUUUCGCCUAAUUUCUUGAAACUAUGAAACCAUUAUCUGUAAUAAACUGGACGCGCAGAUCGGAAGAUGUUAGAUGAUCUCCCAAACCUUGGAAAAUCUAAGCCCAGUCAUGGAAGAUCACCAUGGAAAGUGGGAUAAAUCAAGAGGAAAGCCUGGAAAACACAAAGAAGAGGUUCCCUCUGCAAAAGAAGAAGUUCGUCCUGAAUAUGAAGAAUACCUUCUUUUGCUGCAGCAAAGAAAUAGGUUGCUGAAGAAGCUAAAGAAGAAGAACGAGCAACAGAUCGAGUUGGAGAAAAAGGAACAGGGCUUCUCGAUAUAUGUCAAUGGUGCUAAUGUAGAGCUGGGACGAGCAUAUUCGAGAGCGAAAUCCCGCAGUUCAUCAAGACAUACUAAAACUGCUGGAGAUGCCUAUCAUGAAAGGAAAAAGAUCUUACAACAUGAACUCCAAGCCUUAGAGAGAGAAGCAGAAGCAAGGGAUAUCAGAGUUAAAACAGCUCCGGAUGCAACCCCAACCUCAAGAAAAGGCUGGAAAUAUGAUUCAAUACAAAUCAAAACUGAUGAAGGAAAGAGAGUGAAAAUAAGAGCACCAGGGAAGCUUACUGGUAAAUACAGUGAGGAUUUUGAAUCAGUUGUUGUGGAUGAUAGUGAAAGUGCCUCAGACCAGGAUGCUGCUGACAAUGACUUAAGUGAAGAAGGAGAUGAGUUAGAUUUUGAUAAUGAUGAUGACAAUGAUGAUGAAGUGGAUGAGCUUACCCUUAGUUUUAAUGAUGUUGAGACACUUCGCAAGUCACUAGAAGCUGAUGAAUCCAUUAGAGAAAGCAUAGAGGCAGCCAAAAAGAGAUUAGAAGAAGAAGCCAAACAAGGAAGAAUGACUAACAACAACAACAUAGUUGAUGAUAAUGAUGAUGAUGAUGACAAUGAAAUUGAGGAAGAGUUAGAAGGUGCAAAUGACAGUUUGAACCUUCAUGAUGCUGCAGCACUGGAAAGACUUCCUCAGCUGUCUAGCACACCAGAUAAGAGAAGACGUGAUGUUGAAAGCCCUGUUACCUAUAGUCAGGACUUUGAAGAGUCUUCUGAUAUGAGGACAAGUACAUCUAGAGGUGAGAGAAAUCAGUCUGAUAUGGCAGGAAACCCUGAUCUGAGAAGGGGCAAAUCUGACAAGACCAAGAGUUUAUCUGCGGGUGUUGAUGGCCAGGAAAACAAAGUUCAUCAAAGGAGCAAAAAGGUCAUAGAUUUUCCAGAGAACCUGGCAGAGGAAUUGGUUGUUCUUAGUUUCUCAUCAUCGGCAGGUGAGCAUGAUUUUGUGGAAAACAAUUGGGGGAAUGGUAGAAGGUUUUAGAACAAAAUGAAGCAGAAAUAUAACAAAUGAUCACUUGAUUUGUUUUUACAAUCAAUCAGAAAUUAGUGGCAAGUUUAACAUACUAAAUGGAAGAUUUGACAUCAACCUGUUGCCUUUGAUAUAUACUUGGUAUUGCAAGUGAAUAUAUGAAAGAUCAUACAUUUGAACUGCAGAGAAAGAUAUGAAGACAUGAUUGAUCAUCGCAGUU
This is a messenger RNA of Orbicella faveolata, 2193 nucleotides long. Its product is annotated as katanin-interacting protein-like. Lineage: Eukaryota; Metazoa; Cnidaria; Anthozoa; Scleractinia; Merulinidae. The record is from RefSeq and is a predicted model, not a curated record.